AUUGCUCUUUUUAAAAAACAAAAGCUCUGUAAUUCUUUGAUAAGCUCUUUGYAAUACGAUAUUAUGGUUGGUUUUGAAAGAAAAGAGUAUUUCUUCCUUGUUCCAUAAAAGGGCAUUAAUAAUAAUAGUCGGGGGAUCCCCGUUUGUCGAAGCUGAUGACUCUCAAAAAUCAGAAGAUCAAAUUUAGUAUCGAAACGGUCUUUCAUUGCUAUAUUCAAUUAGGUUUUUCGCUUUUCACAAGAAACUUGAAGUGUUAAGGAUUUCGAGGCAAUCCUUCGUCACGCUGUAGUCACUGUUGAUCUUCRGUAGCGUGACGAGCGAAGWCAACAUGGAAAACAUUGAAGAGCUGAGACAGCCACUUCUUUCUCAAGUGAUGGCAGAAGGAAUCCAGUUCAGCCCCAGCAGUAUAUCCAACUCGUCAGAAUAUCGCAUCUUCGACUGCGACGAUAUGAAUGUACGAAACCAUCUCAGAGCCAACCAAGCRUCCAUYGAYCACCUCACYUUCAAAAAUUUGGAAACUACAGAUACUGCGGACAUUGGCUAUCGCUUUGCGUUAAAAACACCACAUCUUGAGGCUUACGACGAGGGGGAUGUCGUGGGAUUUUUUAAAGAUGAGAAAGGCGGGACCUACAUUGAUUUGCUGGAUAGUAUUAACGCGCAGGACACGUUUAUGGCGGGAGUUAUCUCACGAUCCGCAUACCUUGAAGCCAAGCAGUCACUUGAAAAAGAYGUCUCAGAUGUAGUGUGUGUCAUAGGAGUAGUYCAGGUCAAAUGUGCUGGCUCGGUGCGCGCUGGUGAACGCAUCUACUCGGCUUUAAUCAAAGACAGAGCAGGCACAGCUAUUGCAGAACUAUGCUUGUCGAUGGGAACGCUGGUGUUUUUGCUUUUUGGAUUGUCUGUUUUGGCCUUUGAGCUGUUCUACCCUGGGUCAGCCCUAAGGGAGGCGAUCUGCAAAGCAGGGAGUAUGGACGGACAUUGGGCUACUUAUAAGUUUAUUGGAUUGUCAAAAGAUCAGUCUUACUUUGUUAAAGGCGUUGAAUUUGCUUCGUUUGACAAACUAAAAGAAAAAGUCAAACCAGCGUUGGAUGAUGUGUCUCCACUGAGCACAACAGUUUUCAAUAUCACAAGAGUCCAUUACUACCUCAAUCUUUACCGAUGUUCCUAUGGCACUGUCAAGCUACGUAAYACCCUUGGCAUCGAUCCUCGGAAGCAGGUCGGAGGACCACAAGUCUUUGCUAUUGACGGAAAGUGUUCCACGGUAUACUACCAAUCAUUCGUCAACGUGACCAAGUUUUGCAGGGGUGGCUGGUGUCCAUAUCAAAGCGUUAAAACGUUUAAAAAUAAAUUUCAUUGUUUUCCUACGAAAGACUUCACAGCAAAGUGAACCACUUUGAAAGAAAAAUUGUAGGAUAGUUGGGUACCUCUACCAAAAGGUCCUAUACUGUAGUAUAUUAUCAAUAAGCUUUUGAACUUCAUUAUUACGGACAGUGGUCGUAAUGACGAGGUGAUUUUUAUGACCGCAUGUUAAAGAGCUCUUCUAUUUUAUACUCGCUCGGUACAAAUYGGAAUGUUUGAAGGAAAGUAACGUUUUUGCGACAUUCACUACGAAUGRGUGCAUAAGGUUAUAAGAAUGUAUAAUGUAUAAGAAUGUUCUCAUAUAAUGUUUAAAAAAUCAAAGCUUUAUUCCGUUCGAGAUGAUUUUCGAACGAUUUCGUCAGGUAUUGUUGAAAAAAAAAACUGCUUUCUCCUGGUUCCUAAAAAAAUGUUACUAUAAUAUUGUUGCAUUGCUUCACAAGUUCUUAUCUUAAUUUCGAGCCCAUGUUAUUUAUAGUUUGUGUAUAUAUUAGAUGUUUUUAGGAAUGUUACAUACAGACAUAUAGUCGAGAGCUUUGCUUCGUUUGUUCACGGAAAGGCAUCGAUCGACGUCUUGAUUAAGCAGCUACCGAACACGUAUCGAUUGCUUUUAUAUUUYAUAUGUAUGACUUUGAAUUGGAGUGGCGCAGGGCGUCACAAAAUACAAAAACUUGAAUUUCUACAAUUUUCUAUAGCUUAAUUUUUCAAUGAUUCGUUGAAAAGUUCUUGAAAUCAGUUUAAAUUUAAAGAUCAUUUACUUGURUUAUAUAUUUUAAAUGUCAAUACAAAAAGUUAGCCAGAUGGCGUGCAAUCUUUAUUUGUCGUCGUUACUAUUUGAAAUUGGGAUAAAUUGAUUUUACUUAUA
Molecule: messenger RNA, 2218 nt
Organism: Exaiptasia diaphana
Lineage: Eukaryota; Metazoa; Cnidaria; Anthozoa; Actiniaria; Aiptasiidae
Source: RefSeq, a predicted model, not a curated record